ACUGACACUCCCGGCAUACCAGACUUCAACUGUCAUCUCAUAGGUUCAUUGAUCUUGGUGAUGGAGGCUAAAAGAAAACAUGUUUUAGAAGAUAUGGGGGAACAGACAUUUCCCGAGUUUUAUAAUACAAGUAAGGGCAAGGAUGUGAUUCAGCAAAUCUAUAAUUAUAUGGGAGGAAACGAACUUAGAUACGGUAUUCUUACCACAUAUGAUAAUCACUGGUUUCUAUGCCGAGAACACACGAAGCUCUGGAUCUCAAAAACCCUUACACUAAAAUCAGAAUCUCCACCAGUACUCAAGGCAUAUGCUUAUCUAAAUCGACAGGCGAAAGAGAAUCCCAACUCUCCUAAACCUCAAGUACUAGUGCCGGCUCAAGGGGAUAAUAAUUCACGAACUCUUCGAUCAAACUCAAAAUCAUCAUCCAGCUCCUCAUUAAAUAAUCAGGCUUCCAGCACAUCUGCGAAUCAACAAUCUUUUUCUAUCACUCCUGUAGACCAACAAGAUUAUAGCUUCACGGACUUCAAGUUUAAGGGCAUACUAGGUGAAGGACGAAGUGGUAAAACGCUCCUAUGCGAGUUUCGUGGUGAUACAAUUGCUCUGAAGAGCGUAGACUUGUCGAAGGCUCCAUCGUAUGUUCUGAAAGAAAUGCAGAAGGAAGUAGAGAUGUACAAAGAUCUAGCUGAUAUUCAAGGCAAGUAUAUCCCAAAGCUGGUCUGUUAUGGAUAUUAUGGAGGAGGCAUGAGCUUCGUUAUCGGCUUAACCAUUGUUGGCACUAUGUUGAGCGACCAAAAAAUUACGGAACAGCAAAAGUCAAGGGCUAUUAAGGGAUUAGAAGCAAUCCACAAGCAUGGUAUCCUCCACAAUGAUAUUCGGGAGGAAAAUAUCUUAAUUAACGAUAAAGGUGCCCUAUACCUGAUUGACUUCGGGAUGGCAAGCCGGGAGGACACAAAAAAGAAGAGAAAGCUUUUCGACGAGGAACAGCUCAAAUUAUCUCAAUUGCUAGAUGGAUAUAUUGUACAUUUCGUAAAGAAGGAGGGGCGAAUUUCCAAGUCACGUAAAUGUCAGGUGGUUAGUUAGUCCGUA
Rhizophagus irregularis DAOM 181602=DAOM 197198 is the source of this 1083-nucleotide messenger RNA. RefSeq lists its product as uncharacterized. The record is from RefSeq and is a predicted model, not a curated record. Gene Ontology annotation, molecular function: ATP binding; protein kinase activity. Lineage: Eukaryota; Fungi; Glomeromycota; Glomeromycetes; Glomerales; Glomeraceae. Gene Ontology annotation, biological process: protein phosphorylation.